Molecule: messenger RNA, 1954 nt
Organism: Xenia sp. Carnegie-2017
Lineage: Eukaryota; Metazoa; Cnidaria; Anthozoa; Malacalcyonacea; Xeniidae
Exons: 1
Coding region: 409-1722 (437 amino acids)
Source: RefSeq, a predicted model, not a curated record
UGUUACUCAGAGAGUAUGUUUUGUAUAAAUUUGCAUUUUAAAAGAAUGUUUUGAAGGAAUGUUAGCAAUUUAGUUUUUUUUGAAGAAAAGUUACAAUUUCUUGAAGAAAUUGCUAUUUUAUACGUUGACAUGUAAUUAGAGAUAUUAUCUAGUAGAUCUAAACACAGAAGUAUACGUCCUUUAAAAGGAAAAGAAUUUAUUCAUUUUAAGUUUUAAAAAUUUUUGAUUAGCCGCGAUUAACUCCUCGUCACCCCCACCCCCCUCACUCAAAUGAGACGAUGUUGUUGCAAAACAAGUUUUGAUUGACGAACACGCUACAAUAAUUUCAAAGUGUAGCUUUAAAUACACGUUUCCUGGAAGACUGUAUUUGGAAAUUGGAGCUUUCGACACUUGUAAAAGUCUUUAGCGAUGGCUGUACAAAUGACAUCGUCAGUUAAAUGGCGGCAAAUGGGAAACGAAAUUUAUUCUUCGGCAACUAAUUUAGCACCUGUUCUUCGAAAAGAAAGGUUACAGCGAGCUAUAAAUUUGUAUCUCAAAGCUUUCGAAGCACACACGAACACGGACGAGCUCACGAGUGCAGCAAAAAAUCUUGGAAUGGCUUCAUGGCGUCUUGGGGAUGUGCUGGAAGAAAAGUAUUCUCGCAUAUAUCAUUACAAAGAAUCGGCGAAAUAUUUUUCAAUUGCCUAUGAGAAAGGUUUUAGUGUGAAAGGCCAGUCAUGGUUGGAAACAUUGAUUAUGAGCACGACACAGUUUCUGGAGGAAGUAUUUAUGUGCUUACAAAGUUUUAGUAAUCCUAAAGAGAGAACGAAAUACCUGUAUGAUAUAGCUAAUGCAAUUGGUGUAAGAAAUCUGAAAGCACAAUGUUUUUUAGCUCUGGCCGAUGUCAUCUUUAAGGCAGGGGUUACUGCACUUUCAGAAGGACAGCCAAAACAAUGUCUUGAUAUGAUGCGUGAGUGUUAUCGACCAAUCGAAGAGGUAAAGCGUUUUGGCCAUGACGAUGCAUCAAUGAUGUCUGAAGCAAGAGUUUAUGAAGAGGAUGUUUUUGUUCAUCAGUGUAUUGCAGAAUCCAUCCAAGCACGUUUGAUUGGGGAUGAUUUAUUUAACAGAAUGUUAAAGGAAGAAGAUAGUCUCAACAUAGACGUAGUUUGGGAUGUUGUGGACUGGUACAAGCAAUCAAUUCUGCUGACUAGAGAAAAAGAUCUGGAAUUGGAAGCCAUUGGGCAUACCUGCCUUGCUAAGGUAUAUGAUCAAGUAUUGAAGCUGAAGUUUAAGGCAAAAGAAAAUUUUCUGCAUUGCUUGCAACUUGUUAACACCAUGCACCCUCGAGUGUUUACUAAUGAGAAAUGGUACCAGUACGCUACUCAAACUUUGAGCCAAUACCAGCAAGAAGUAUUAAGACAAGAAGAAGACGCAUGGUCAACUGAGAAGAAUGCUAUUCUUAUCGAGCUGCAGGACGACAUCAAAAAACUGGAGGAACUUUCAGAAAAUGCAGAAGAGUUUCUUCGAUUUGUGUACAAGACAUAUCCACCAAAGAAUGUUGCUCACAAAUUAAAUGAGUCUUUGCUGAUUGGCGAAAACAAAAAUGUAAAGAAAGCACUUCGAGACGGUCUGUUACAUUACCACCCCGAUAGACUCAAGGCCAAAGAUCUUGGAAAGAAAUGGAUUGUACUGUGUGAAGAAAUUACCAAAUAUCUCAACAGAAAAUAUGAAGAGUACAAAUAAUAACAUGCUGCACUAAAAGGACUUACCUAGCUUUUCAUAAUGUAGUUAGUAAAAUGAAUAACAUCAUAGCAAUUGACAUUUGAAACAUUACUUUCUUAGGCAUACUUUCUUUAGGUUUUGUUGUACUUUAGUUAAAUAUUUACUUUAGCGAAGUUUUUAUAUAGACAUUUUCAUUUCUUAGAUGCAUAAUUCCUUGAAAGAAAUUAUGUAUUAAAUAUUUAUAUAAUUACUA